CCUUUCCUAUGUCCUUCUAGUCAGGCGCAGGGAAGUUUGACUAUAGGUCGCAGUGUGUGGUUUCGCCAUGGGCGCACAGUUGCGCUGACUCGCAUCCACUUAGUCCCUGAGAUAUUUGACUUUAAUGUUUUCUGAUCAAACUACGUAAGUGGAGACCGGUUUUCAGCGCAAGAGAGGCUGUUGGAUUGGAUUUACAGUCUGUGUGGUUAACCACUGCUCUUUCUCUCCGUGGGCUUUGAGGAAUAACCAACAAUAUGUCGAGAGACCCCGAGGACGUGAAUAAGCUUACUGAAAGUACAUACAAGAAUGUUGUGGAAAACUUCAACCCUGCACUGCGGAACCUGGUCAACUUGGGAAAGAGCUAUGAGAAGUCGGUGACAGCUAUGAACCUGGCUGGGAAGGCGUACUUCGAUGCGGUCUCCAAGAUUGGAGAGAACGCCGCUGUGUCGCCGGUCUCCAGAGAGCUGGGUGUUGUUUUGAUGGAGAUUUCAGAGUCACAAAAGAAGGUCCAGCUGGAGCUGGAGGAGACGUUCAAGAGGUUCCACAGAGAUAUCAUUGCUGAGCUGGAGAAGAAGACUGAGCUGGAUGUCAAGUAUAUGAAUGCCACAUUCAAAAGAUACCAGUCAGAGCACAAGCUCAAGCAGGACUCUCUGGACCGCUCGCAGUCUGACCUGAAGAAGCUUCGCAGGAAAAGCCAGGGGAAGCAUUCCUCCAAGUAUGAGGUCAAGGAGAAUGAGUGUAUACAGACCCUCUCCUCCCGCCAGAUGGACAUGCAGAAGCACAUUGCCGAAGGUUGCCAAGAGGCACUGCUGGAGGAGAAGAGACGAUUCUGCUUCUUGGUUGACAAGCAUUGCACCUUUGCCCAUCAUAUGUCCACAUUCCACGACAAGGCCAAAGGGAUGUUGGAAGAAAAGCUUCCCGUCUGGCAAGACAAAUGCAGUGACGCCACCAAGGUGCCAGACACAGUGAUGACCAUGAUCGAGGGUCUACGCACCCCUGUGUCCAUGACCCCAGAUGCUUCACCCCUCAUGGAGCGCCUAGCGAGGAGCAAUUCAGAAACGGUUGGGCCACCGCCUGCCCCCGCCCUGAAAGCCCAGAUCAGUCCACUGGCCAACAUGUUCACCCAGGACAUUCCCAGAAGCCCCAUCUCUGUUGACCUCAACUCAGCUCCUACCUAUCUCUCGUCUCUAGAGUCCACAGACCAGGACAGUCUCGGCAGUAGUGGCCUGUCGCGGUCGACCUCGGUGUCCAGCGACAUGAACCUGAUGCGGAAGCCGCGCGUGCUGACCAUCUUCCCCCACACGGCCGGCAACAACGACACGCUGCUCAGCUUCGAUGACGGAGACUUCAUCACCCUGCUCAUCCAGGAGGAGAAGGACGGCUGGCUGUACGGAGAGCUGGAGAAGACCGGACAACGUGGAUGGUUCCCGUCAUCUUACUGCCGGCCCUACAGCGAGCCAGCAGGGACUAACAGAAUGGACACACCGGUGUACGGUGGUGGAGAUGAUCUCCAUGAGCAGCCUGACGAAGAGGAGGACGAGGGCCCCGUGCUGCUGCCACCAGCCGACUACAGCGACACGUCACUGGACAGCCCCAGCAAGACCUUCAUUCCCUCUCCAGAGAGUCCGGUUGUAUCAAAUGGAAUCUCCAAGCCGCCUUUCCUGGGUGGAGGGAACCCCUUUGCUACUAUUAAACUACGACCCACAGUCACCAACGACAGAUCGGCGCCCCACGUCUAGCGCCCCGCGAGCGCUCGCGUGUCCCGGCCUGCCUCACCUGGGCUGGUCCGGGGUGCCACGCCCCAACGUCCCUCUCCCCUCCAGCUGAUCGCCUGAACACAACAGCAUCACCCUAUACUAACUCUGUUGCAUUCUGGUUAUACUCAUGUGCUUUUCAGAAAGGUGUCAGGGAAGUUUGGGGGGGGGGGUUUGCUCUAAAGUUGGUGGAUUCAGAUCAGGCACCGGGGCCGCCUGGACCUGCCAUGACCACUUGGCCUCCUGGAUAGAGUUUGUGGUAGAAUUGCAUGGUUGGAACCAUCCCACAAGAUUAUUUCAACUGUUUUGUGCCAUUAUCAUGUCCACUGAGGGAUGAGGCUAUUUAUAUAUAUAUUUUAGAUAUAAUUUAAUAAUCUAUAGAUCUCUAUUUUGAAGCAGAAUUAGUGUGAAUAUUGUCAGUGUCCUGGCAACAGCUUUCCUUUUAAAGACAAGUGCAUUUUUAUUUGAAAAUAAAGAGCAAGUACUGCUGUUGUGUUUUUAAAUAAUAUGGUGCCCCCACCCCUGAAUGCCUAAGAUGACUUAACUUUUUAAUUUUUUCCCAUUGAAUGCUGAAUGAUUGUUUCCUGUUUGGAAUGUGGAUUGUUUUUUUUUGCCAAUAGUUACCAUUUUGGCACUGUAGUGUUUGUGUGUGUUUGUACCUUCCCCUUUGUGUGGGUGCACACUGUGUAGGCUACUUAAAAUGCCUAUACCUACAUAUUUGUCUUUGCUCUAGAUGUUUUGGUAGUGAUCCCUUACAUGGAUCAGCUCUGGUUAGAGACCCAUAUAUUACAAAGAUGUUUUUUCCUAGUUGGAACAAAGCAAUAAAUGCCUAUCGUGAAGUGAUCCACCUACCUGUAGUGCCCUUGAGUGCAACUGACUUGGCUCUGUCCUCAUCUAUUCUUGAAAACUGAUGUGCAUUCUUACCUCAGUGACUUACUGUUAAAUCCCACCCCUUAAACUUGUGACACCGUGCAUAUCGCCUGAAAGUUAUUGACACAUUUGUUUUGAAAAUGUCUGGGAAAUGGCUUUCUUUACCACAUUUCUUGUUCUUUUGCUCGCCUGUUGCAGUAUUCACUUUUUAAUGUUUUCAGUAACACCGCACCAUAGAGAACUUUUGGUAUUUUCUCCAGUUAUUUUUAAGUAUCCUUUUGAACAUCCAUAUGCACAUCCUGAGACAGAAUGAGACCUUGUUUUUCAACAAAGAACCAUAUUUUGAAUGUACAAGGAGACUUUGUUUAAAAUAAAGGUAUACUCAUGG
Molecule: messenger RNA, 3012 nt
Organism: Clupea harengus (Atlantic herring)
Lineage: Eukaryota; Metazoa; Chordata; Actinopteri; Clupeiformes; Clupeidae
Gene: baiap2l1a
Product: BAR/IMD domain containing adaptor protein 2 like 1a
Biological process (GO): actin crosslink formation; positive regulation of actin filament polymerization; actin filament bundle assembly
Cellular component (GO): nucleoplasm; cytosol
Molecular function (GO): protein binding
Source: RefSeq, a predicted model, not a curated record